GGCGCUCUGCCCUGUUGUUGCUGUGCUGGAAACCCCGUACCGACUCAGAAGGGACCCAAGAUGGCUGAAUACUCACGGGGGGGCUGUUAGCAGUUAUCUGAGCAAGACGUCGGGAAUGAAUGGCAAAUAGCAGUAUAAUGUAAAGCGGUAGCUUUGAAUAAUUAUACGAAUACACCUGUGUGGUUUGCAUAUUACUAAGAGAUGCAUGAAUACCAGUAAGGAGAGAGAGCUCUCUCCGCGGCCCCGAGCCAGAACAUGGCGGAACACUUGGGGAAGAAAUAGCAGCUAACGUUAGCUAGCUGGCGUAUUAUUCAGACUCAAUUAGACACAUUAGUCCAGAGUAAACACGGUGGAUGCGAUCCGCAAAUGUGAAAGAAUGUUAUCGGUGUACAGCUCGGGUCAUUCUGCUUCAAAGGGUUGUUUAACAUUGAGAAUAUGGAGCGUAGGCAGUUAGCGUACUAGCUAGUUAACUCGUUAGGUUUGCUUGCUAACAGAUAAACGUACAAACUGUACUCACAAGCGGUCAGAGUGUUUGUGAACCAUUGAUCUCAACAUAGAGGCUUGUUAUGAAUACAGUUCUUCAAACGAUGUGAAAGGACUCUGCAAUGUCAGUCAGCCCUUGUUUAGUAGAUUAACACGGUAGCUAAUGUCAGUGUCCUCCGCACAGUGAAUUAAGACUGUAGCCUGCUACAAUGGUCCCUAAGCUGGGGUUGUGUGUUGUAUACAGAACUAAGUUUUGAGGCAGCUAAUCAAAUCAGAUUUUCUAUUUGUAAGUACAGGCUCGAUAAGGGGAUCUGUCUGGAUUCGUGUCCAGGUGAUCCACUUGUAAGCUCCUUCAAAGUACAGUUAUCCUGGUUGACCCCUGCCUCUUGUGAAAUCAGUAUAGAGAGGGGGGGGCAGGUGUAGAACUGAGACACCCAGUACAAGCCAACACGGUUGAGGAGGGGGGGCCGGUAACACCUACCUGCGAGGAUGACGGACACUCGCCGACGAGUCAAAGUCUACACCCUCAAUGAGGACAGACAGUGGGAUGACCGUGGGACCGGGCACGUCUCCUCGGGCUAUGUGGAGCGUUUGAAAGGCACGUCCCUCCUGGUGCGAGCAGAGAGUGAUGGUUCCCUACUGCUGGAGUCUAAAAUCAAUCCAAACACAGCCUACCAGAAACAACAGGAUACGUUGAUAGUGUGGUCCGAAGCUGAGAAUUAUGAUCUGGCGCUCAGCUUCCAGGAGAAGGCUGGCUGUGAUGAAAUCUGGGAGAAAAUAUGCCAGGUGCAGGGAAAGGACCCGUCUGUGGACAUCACCCAGGAUGUGGUGGAGGAAUCUGAGGACGAGCGCUUUGACGACAUGUCCUCCCCUGGUCUGGAAUUACCCCCGUGUGAACUGAACCGCUUGGAGGAUCUCGCCGAACUGGUGGCCUCCUCGCUACCGUCACCGCUGCGGCGUGAGAAACUGGCACUGGCUGUGGAGAACGAGGGCUACAUUCGCAAGCUUCUCGAGAUGUUUCGCGUGUGUGAGGAUUUGGAGAACAGAGACGGACUUCACCACCUGUAUGAAAUCAUUAAAGGCAUCUUCCUGCUCAAUCGCACUGCACUCUUUGAGGUUAUGUUCUCCGAUGAGUGUAUCAUGGACGUCAUUGGCUGUCUGGAGUUUGAUCCGGCACUCCCGCAGCCACGGCGGCAUCGAGAGUUUCUGACUAAGACGGCCCGCUUCAAGGAAGUGAUUCCCAUCUCUGAUCCUGAACUGCGUCAGAAAAUACACCAGACGUAUCGGGUGCAGUAUAUUCAGGACAUGGUGCUGCCCACGCCCUCUGUUUUUGAGGAAAACAUGUUGUCCACCUUGCACUCUUUCAUCUUCUUUAACAAGGUGGAGAUCGUGGGCAUGCUGCAGGACGAUGAGAAGUUCCUGACAGACCUCUUUGCACAGCUAACAGACGAGGCCACAGAUGACGACAAAAGACACGAACUGGUGAAUUUCCUAAAAGAAUUCUGUGCAUUCUCACAAACGUUACAACCUCAAAACAGAGAUGCCUUCUUCAAGACGUUGUCAAACAUGGGCAUUCUACCUGCACUAGAGGUCAUACUGGGAAUGGAUGACGUUCAGGUGCGUGGGGCUGCCACAGAUAUCUUCUCUUAUCUGGUGGAGUACAACCCCUCCAUGGUACGAGAGUUCGUCAUGCAGGAGUCUCAGCAGAAUGAUGAUGAUAUCCUCCUGAUCAACCUGAUCAUAGAACACAUGAUCUGUGAUACAGACCCAGAGCUGGGAGGAGCGGUGCAGCUGAUGGGCCUGCUACGAACUCUGGUGGACCCUGAGAACAUGCUGGCUACUGCAAAUAAAACAGAAAAGACUGAGUUCCUAAGUUUCUUCUAUAAGCACUGUAUGCACGUCCUCUCUGCUCCACUCCUGGCCAACACCACGGAAGAAAAGCCCAGUAAAGAUGAUUUUCAAACAUCUCAGUUACUGGCCUUGAUUCUGGAGCUGCUGACAUUCUGUGUUGAGCAUCACACCUAUCACAUCAAGAACUACAUCAUCAACAAGGACAUUCUCAGGAGGGUACUGGUGCUCACUGCCUCUCAGCACGCCUUCCUGGCACUAUGUGCCCUGCGCUUCAUGCGGAGAAUCAUCGGUCUGAAGGACGAAUUCUACAACCGCUACAUCAUGAGAAACUUCCUCUUUGAGCCCGUCAUUAAGGCUUUCCUCAACAACGGCUCACGCUACAAUCUCAUGAACUCUGCCAUCAUUGAGAUGUUCGAGUAUGUCCGUGUGGAGGAUGUGAAGUCUCUCACAGCUCAUAUAGUAGAGAAUUAUUGGAAGGCUCUGGAGGAUGUGGACUACGUCCAAACAUUCAAGGGCCUUAAGCUGCGGUAUGAGCAGCAGCGAGAGAGGCAAGACAACCCCAAACUGGAUAGCAUGCGCUCCAUCCUGAGGAACCACCGCUUCCGCCGUGAUGCACGGACUCUGGAGGAUGAAGAGGAAAUGUGGUUCAACACAGACGAGGAUGACCUCGAGGAUGGCGAAGCCGUGGUUCCUCCUUCUGACAAGAUGAAGCCCGAGGAAGACCUCAUGGAACCUAUAAGCAAGUUCAUGGAAAGAAAGAAAUUGAAAGACACGGAUGACAAAGAGGUACUGGGGAAGUCAAGCUUAUCAGGCAGACAGAACCCCAGCUUCAAGCUUGCCUUCUCUGGCUCCACUAAAACCAGCCUGUCCAGCCCCCCUUCAUCUGCCUCAUUGAACCCUGGUUCUCCAGGAUCACCGGGUUCUCCAGGCUCAGGGGCACGGAGCUCACCCUCUACCACCGCUGUAACCACAAAGGGAGGAUUAGUGGGACUUGUGGACUACCCCGAUGAUGACGAGGAGGAGGAAGAAGAGGAGGAGGAUGGAGAGACUAAAGAGGACCCUCUGCCACCCUCAAAGAAGUCCAAACUGAGCUCAUAGGGAAGCUUCACUGUCUCAGCUUGUGCUUUGUUCAGACAGUUUCAGCUCACAGACUCAACACAGGAAUGAUCAAACUUGUAAACAAAUUGAAUGAAUGAACGCCACCGCUCGCCCUCAGCCGGUGGCCGAAAAGAGGAGCAGACUGUGAACAGAAGCCUCCUCGGACUUGCCCACUUCAUACAAGUGCCAAUCAGGAAACCAGGAGUGACAAAGCGUCUGGAGGGUGGAACGGACGCGUGAAAGUCGGGGGAGAAAAGACCACAACUCAAAAACACCGUCAGCGGACUCGUACAGUAUGAGACAGGAUGGUAACUAAGCAACUGGAGGAGAGACCACAUACAAAAACACGCAAAACUGAAAUCCCAGAGAGCUCGCAAGCUCGGACCAUAACCCACUGCCCCCCCGCCCCCCCACUCAGGGAAGGACAUCACAGCGGCCCAAACGGGUCAGCCAAUUCAGACCCAGAACCACCACUCGCACCCCCUCAAACUCCCCUCCUCGGAGUUCCUCCUCGUUUUAUUUCUCCUUCUUUUCUCUUCUGCUCUUCCUCCCCCUCUUUGUCCGUUGCUUUUUGUCCCUCUAUUUUUUUAAGUUAGUAUAUAGGACCAGACGGGAGGCAGCAUGUGGCAAAGAGCUGUCCUUGUUGUCGUUGAUGAUGUCAUCAGUGUCGUCGUUCCUCAGUGGACGUUCUUUCUCUGAAGAGAAAAAAAGCCAGCAGUUUCCUCAUUACUUUCUUUUUUGUUCUUCUAUUCGUCUCUCAAUCUUUCUCCUGUUUUUUGUAAAUGACAACAAAAAGAGACCUGCCUUUAAAUGUUCAGGACGUUUUCAGUCACACUUGAACAGGUUUUUAAAGACCUCAGUAGGUGAGCUAGUUUUACCCUUUUUGCCCUUUGAAACUGCAGAUUUUUUGGAGAAUUUGUAAUCCCGUCUUGAUUAAAGAUUGAGUGGAAUUCUAGAUGUGAUGAUUUUGUCAUAUCUUCUCUUUUUUUUUUUCCUUUUACAUGAGUGUACACUUAGUUGUUCAGAAUAUUUGGGACCAUUAAAAUGAUCUUUGCUGUAAGAUGUCCUACUACCCUUUGUCCUGAAUGAUAACUCGUUUCCUCACUGCUUCACGCUGUUGUUUCAUUUUGAAUGUGCACCAGGAGAAUGUAUGUCUAUGUUUUAAGUAAAGACGGUACUGUUUGGUUUAACAGACUAA
Molecule: messenger RNA, 4630 nt
Organism: Notolabrus celidotus (New Zealand spotty)
Lineage: Eukaryota; Metazoa; Chordata; Actinopteri; Labriformes; Labridae
Gene: ppp4r3a
Product: SMEK homolog 1, suppressor of mek1 (Dictyostelium)
Exons: 15
Coding region: 973-3432 (819 amino acids)
Biological process (GO): DNA damage response; protein dephosphorylation
Cellular component (GO): protein phosphatase 4 complex; nucleoplasm
Molecular function (GO): protein phosphatase activator activity
Source: RefSeq, a predicted model, not a curated record